Molecule: messenger RNA, 429 nt
Organism: Lachancea thermotolerans CBS 6340
Lineage: Eukaryota; Fungi; Ascomycota; Saccharomycetes; Saccharomycetales; Saccharomycetaceae
Gene: MIM1
Product: Mim1p
Exons: 1
Coding region: 1-429 (142 amino acids)
Biological process (GO): mitochondrial outer membrane translocase complex assembly; protein insertion into mitochondrial outer membrane
Cellular component (GO): mitochondrial outer membrane
Source: RefSeq, a predicted model, not a curated record
AUGGUUGGACAGCUUGCUAGCAAGGUUCCUGAAGAGCUUGCAUCAGUGGCCAUUCCUGGUCCCACAGCUCCCACAGGCGUCGAAGAGGGAGAUCAGCAAGACGAGCCAUUACAAAAGACGGAGGAGGCAGUUGAGGACGAAAGCUACUCGAAUGCCUCCGGAUUACCAUCAGCCCAGAGUAAUUCCUGCAUGAAAAUUCUUUAUUUCGCGGGUUCAUGUUCGGUAAAUCUUAUUCUACCCUUCUUCAAUGGCUUAAUGUUGGGUUUUGGCGAGCUUAUUGCACACGAAAUCAGCUGGAAAUUUAACUGGUUUAGAAGAUCUAAUUUGGGUUAUCGGAUCUACCCCGAAUCUCGCAAGCUCACUGCCAGACAGCAAACCGAGCUGGAUUCACAAAAAGGAGCUUCCAGGAAAGCCCGUGCGUUCUUAUAA